CAAAAAUCACUGAUGACGAAAGUAAUUAAGGAAAGUUAUGGAAAAUAGGAAGUUGUAAUGAGAAGACUCAGGGUUGGUCAUACGAGACUGAAUGAUGUCACGUAUAUACUUACUCACGUAUAAGGGAUUCCAAUGCGUGUGAGAGGUGUUUGGGCUUCUCCGAAUUCUCGAAUUCAGGUGUGCGAGGGAACUUUUAAAAUGUUUGAGGGACAGUCAGAUGCUGUGUACAUGAUGGAGUUGGGACAUGAGUAUGAAAGAGGCGCUCUUAGGUUCCGUCGUGCGUCAGGGACCUUUUGUCCGCCGGCUUCCGGGUUAGACGAGCGCCCUUCCAAAUGCAGCUGAACGCUGGACGCCCGUCGCCAGCAUGUCAUUGAUCAACAAAACGCAUCUCUUGUUCUCUUGGUGUUUUUUGAGGUCGGCAUCCUUCGCCCGCACUCUGCCCGCUCGCCUCAACUCCAACAGGACGUCGGUGGUGCGCUGCAGUCGACAGAAAUACGAACGCUUGUUCCCGGUGAUGCUGGUGCGGCCCGAUGGCUCCACCGUCAACAUCCGAUACACAGAACCCAGACGCAUCCUCAUGAUGCCAGUAGAUCUGUCGACGUUGUCGGAGGAGCAGCGUCGUAGUCGUCAAAAGAAGCGCGAAGUCAAGAAGACCGCCAAAGAGACCACCGUCCACUACGAGGACGAUUUCAAGGUGGACAAGUACAGCCAAUUCUGGAACAAGAAGAAAUAAAGAAAAGACGGUCGUGGUCAAGAUUAGAAUCUGUUUGAAAAGUGUGCAGACUUGAGACCAAUUGUUUUCUACGGCCCGUUGUUUCCAAACAUCUUGUCUAUUUUGUGAACGUGUGCGUGUGUCCAUUGAAGAGCCUUUCAACACAGCGCUGUCAUUUGUGUUUCCUGACUUGACUUCAUGGUUUUUCAAUUCAUUCAAACAAACGUUGUUGGUAAUUGGUAGCAAAACCGAUGGAAUAUUUUUCUCUGAACACAAGUAGAAAGACAAAUAGCUUGGAUGCUAAAUAUCAACAGUUUAAAGACAAAAAAGUGAAUUCAGUUUUAUUUCUAAUCUUUAAAGAUGCUGAGAAUGUUGGAAAGACUGAAUUACUCAGUUGUGGAAUUUAAUUUUUCCUGAUUUCCCCCCCCCCCUUUUUUUUCGGGCGGGGGUGAUUAAAGUUGAUGUUUUAGUCGCCUAUUUAGUUCAGUCUACCUAAAAAUAAAGUCAACAAUAACACGAUA
This is a messenger RNA of Hippocampus comes (tiger tail seahorse), 1233 nucleotides long. RefSeq names its product mitochondrial ribosomal protein L55 (gene mrpl55). Bases 365 to 733 code for a protein of 122 amino acids. Gene Ontology annotation, molecular function: structural constituent of ribosome. Gene Ontology annotation, cellular component: mitochondrial large ribosomal subunit. The record is from RefSeq and is a predicted model, not a curated record. Gene Ontology annotation, biological process: translation. The transcript has 4 exons. Lineage: Eukaryota; Metazoa; Chordata; Actinopteri; Syngnathiformes; Syngnathidae.